Panonychus citri (citrus red mite) is the source of this 1715-nucleotide messenger RNA. It is a transcript of the gene XRCC1, whose product is annotated as DNA repair protein XRCC1-like. Lineage: Eukaryota; Metazoa; Arthropoda; Arachnida; Trombidiformes; Tetranychidae. Gene Ontology annotation, molecular function: damaged DNA binding. Gene Ontology annotation, cellular component: nucleus. The record is from RefSeq and is a predicted model, not a curated record. Gene Ontology annotation, biological process: base-excision repair; double-strand break repair via nonhomologous end joining; single strand break repair.
UUCUUAUUUUGAUUUAGAUUAAAACUCGAACAAAGUGAUUUCGGUUUGAUUUAAUUGUAAUUAGUUGUUUGUCUUUUUAAUUUAUUAGCAUCGGUUGAUUGAUUGUUUUACUGUUUUAAUUGAAGUGAUUUUGACUUUUGAUUAGUUUUUUAUUUGAUUAUUUUGAGUGUUUCUUAUGAUUUUUUGAUUUGUGACUCAAAGGGAUAGUUGAACAAAUGAAUUGUUGUUUAUGUGAUUGUUGAUUAAGGAUUAAUUUAAUGGGUUCUCAUAUUAAAUUAGAGAAAAUUGUUUCCUGUUCUUCUGAAGAUGCUGAUUUUCCAGCUAAAAAUUUAUUAACCUGUGGUGAAGUUCCUGGUUCUUGGUUAACUGCAAAUGAAGGGGAAAGUCAAGCAACGGUUGUCAUUCAAUUGGAUAGAAAAUAUCAAAUCAAUCAUUUGGAGAUUAAAAAUGAAUCUUCUGCAUUUAUUGAAGUUCUCGUAGCAGAUUCAAGUUCAACCGAUGAGAUUAAAUUUCAAGUAUUAUUAUCGGCAUCUUCAUUCAUGACACCCAAUGAGAAAAAUUUACUUAAUGUCAAUCGAUGUCGGAUUUUCACCAAAGAUAAACUAUCACCAUCGGCGUUGAAACAAACAUUUGAUUUGGUAAAAAUUAAUUGUACCCAACCUUUUAAUAAGUCAAUCAAAUAUGGAUUAGCAUGUAUUAAACUCACCGAGGGAGAAGAUAUCGACACCAAUUUAUCCAGUCCAUCGGUUAUUCUUACUCAAUCACCUGGAAUCAAAACUCGAUCAACUGAAGUUACCCCCAAAGGCGAUGACAAUAGACCAACAACACCGAAAAUGACUGAUCCUUUAUCCGAUGAUGAAUUUUCACCUUCUUCAAAUAAGCGAUUGAAAGCCCUGAAAAUGAACGAUGUCGACAAUGAACCUUCAACCUCUAAUCUGGAAAAACAAGCUACCGUUAAACAAAAGGUUAAAAAGCCAAAGAUCGAUGUACCUUUCUGUCAACUUAUGAGCGGUGUUACAUUUACAAUUAGUGGCUUUCAAAAUCCACUUCGAUCGGAAAUCCGUAGUAAAGGCUUACAAAUGGGAGCCAAGUACAAGGGUGAUUGGGAUAAUAGUUGUACCCAUUUAAUUUGUGCCUUUCCAAAUACACCAAAAUUUAAUCAAGUCCAGGCAACCGGAACUGGAAAGAUAAUCACCAAAGAAUGGAUUGAAGAUUCAUUUGAAAAGCGAGAACUAUUAUCAUGGAGGAAAUAUAAUCUAGAUAAUCAACAAAAGACUAAAACAAAUAAAAGUAACUCAGAGGACGAUGAACAUGAUUCAGAAAUGGAUGAUUUUAUCGUUGAUGAUGAUGAAGAAGAUGAUAUUGAAGAUGGUGAAGAUGAAGAAUAUGAUCCAAAAAAAGAUAAACAUAUUGAAGAUGAAGAUGAAGAUGAAGAUCUUAAUGAAUUAGGACCAGUUUUACCUUCAAAAUUACGAGAUGAUUCACCUGAAAGACAAUUAACUCCAUCACCCCGAAAGAAAGAUGAUAAAACAAUUAAUAAACUAACCAACCAAAUGAAAGAUGAUGAGUAUAACAGCGAUACCAUUUAUGAUGCUGCCACCGAUGAUGAAAAUUAACCAAAUUCCAAUAAUCUAAAUAUUUCCUUAAUUGUUACAAAGAGUAACAACUUCCCAAGUCUUUGCAUUGUUACCAAAAAAAAUGUAAUCAACCAUUUA